AUGGCGCCGCCAAACACAUCUGCCGAUUCAUCGGCAUCAUCCAGUUCUGCGAAAGCCGAGUCCUCGUCGCGCCCUUCCCAGCCGAAAACGCCGCGCUCUCUAGCAGACCCCAUCGCGCGCACAGCUCUCCGAUAUUCCAUGUCCGCACGCGAAUAUGCCACCCUGCACAAAUACGUGAUCUCAAGGUCAAGGCUGCUCAAGCGAGCAGCGCCCUCCGUCAGCACCGUCGAGAAGAUCAUCGACGGAAACCGUGCACACCUGGCGAGGAAAGAGUCGAGAGAAGGCAGGGCGGGGGCUGCCGGCGACGAUUACAAUGUUCGUGCCGUUCGGCAUGCUAUUCGCGUGUUCCUCGCGACCGGUUCGCUUAUGAAGCUCUACACCAUCGUCUCGCGCAAGCUUUCACGAACCGAUAAGGAUGUACAAACGACGAAGAAGCAGCCUUUCCACAAGUCCGACACCUUUAGGCUGUCUCUCUCGCUUUCCACCAUCCUCCUACUCUACCGAUUGCUCUUCAGAUUCUUCACUCGUUUCCGAGCUCACCUACUAGACCCGACCGCAGCACCCUUUAGGGCACGAAAUCCCCGUACAGCAGCGACUCUCACGUCCCCUUACGCGCCUGCCAUCGGCGCAUCGCUUGCCGGACUGAUGCUUGGCAUCUAUCCGGCCAAGCAGCUCCGUGUAUCCAUUGCGUUGUUUGCCAUCUUCCGCGCUCUAGAAUUUAGCUGGAACAUGUGUGAAGAGGAAGGUCUGAUCUGGGGAUUGAAGCCCGGAGGCAAAGGCAAGAGAGAGCGGCCUUGGUGGUUCGGCAGUUGGAUGCUUCAGCCCUUCGCCUUCGGUCAGCUGCUGCAUGCAGUCGUCUUUGACCGAGAUUGCUUCCCAAUGCCCUUCGGCAACUUCAUCUUUGGAAACUCGUCGACAUAUCUCCACGGCCGGCCGAAGGAAUACCCUGCGCACAUCAAGUGGCCCGGUACUUAUAACAUUGUCGACAGCCUCGCCGAAAUGGCGAAACUGAAUUGGCCACCUUUCACAUCUCCCAUCCUCUUCCCUGACAAGGAAACCCUGCCAUCCACCCUCUCCGCUGUGGCACCGCUAACCUCCACCGCGCACCCCCUCAUCACCUCCCUCUCCUGCGCUACCCUCCACCCCAGCGACCCCUCCUGCCUCCGCACCUACCUAACCUUCUGGCUGCGCUCCUUCCCCCCUCUCGCGCGCUUCUUCCUCAUCUUCUACUCCGCCCUCACCCUCCCGCGCCUCCGCCUUCUCUACCACAACCCCGUCGCAACCCUUAACCGCCUGCUCGCCCGCGCCCUCCGCUCCUCCACCUUCAUCACGGGCUCUAUCUCCACCGCCUGGGCCUCGAUCUGCGUCUUCCAGACCUGGUUCCCCAAGUCCUUCCUCGCCACCCAGCGCUUCUUCAUCGGCGGCUUCCUCGCCGGUCUCUGGGCGUGGGUUGAGCGCCGCUCCUGUCGCGGUGCCUUCCUCUACACGACUAAGGCCAGCGUCGACAGCCUGUGGAAGGUUGGCGUCAAGAGGCGUUGGUGGAGGGGUAUGAAGGGCGGUGAUGUCUGGGUGUUCGUCCUGGCUCUCAUGGCGACUGGUGUCGUGUACGAGAGGGAUCGCAAGGCCAUCAAGGAGGCGAACUGGAGGAAGGGUGUCUCGUGGGUCAGGGGCGAGGGGUUCAGAGACUGGAGCGUGGAGGAGGACGAGCUCGUCGAGGAGGAGGAUAGCGCUUAG
Molecule: messenger RNA, 1734 nt
Organism: Scedosporium apiospermum
Lineage: Eukaryota; Fungi; Ascomycota; Sordariomycetes; Microascales; Microascaceae
Exons: 4
Coding region: 1-1734 (577 amino acids)
Source: RefSeq, a predicted model, not a curated record